AUGGUCAGUGAUAGUGAGGAAGAAGAUGCAGUGGUGAAGAUUGGGAAUGUACUGCAGGAAAUUGAUGAGGAGAACUGGAUUACCAUGGGUGGGGUCGAUGAUAGAUCUGCUUGUACAUUUAUAAGGGGAUAUGUAAAACGACAGGCGCUUUACACUUGUCAUACAUGUUUAAACGUAGACGAAGUAAAAGCUGCGAUUUGUUUUCCUUGUGCGAUUGAGUGUCAUUCUGACCAUGAUAUAGUUGAGCUAUACACCAAACGAUAUUUCAGAUGCGACUGUGGAAACUCAAAAUUUGCUGGUGUUUGUAACUGUCUAUUGUGGGAGGAGAAGGACGAUGAAAAUGAUUUGAACCGGUACGAUGACAAUUUUUCUAACCGAUAUUGCACGUGUCAACGUCCGUAUCCUGACCCGGAUUAUGAUGGUGUCGAAGAAAUGAUUCAGUGUGGCAUAUGCGAAAACUGGUUUCACUUGGAGCAUCUCAACAUGGAUAAAGAAUUCGAACCACCCGAAGAUUAUAACGAGAUGACCUGUUUUAUGUGCAUUAAAAAGUACGCGUUUCUAUUUAUGUAUGCAUAUAACACUGAGGAGACGUUCCGGCAAUCUUUUACAAAGAAUUCUAAAAGGUUGAGGAAAACGGUAAAUGAAGGCAUGACUCAUCCGGAAGACAAUUCUUAUUGUCGUUUGUCCAUGUGGGCUAGUAAAAUGAAACAACACGUGCCUGAGUUCUGCUGUUCGUCUCUUGAUAACUUGGACAACCUCGACCCCAAUCUAGUACCAUCAGUGUUUUGGAUCUCUGAUUGGAGAAGCUUCCUUUGUCGAUGCGAAAACUGCAAGGAAAUGUACAAGCACCUUAAUGUCGAAUUUCUAUUGGAUCCUGAAGACUCAGUAUCCCAUUACAUGCAAUUGGGAAAACAGAGGACUAAAUCGAUUAACGAGGAAGAGAAACGCACACUAAAUGAGGCUCUUGCAGAGUUGCCGCAUCCUGCAGCAGUAAAUUUUGCAACGGGAUUCGUACGAUUGAAAGAGGCUCUGGAAGAAUUUUUCACCAAGAAGAGAGAUAAAAACCACAUUGUAACAGAAUCAGAAGUAAAAGCUUUUUUCGAAGACUUUCGGAAGCGCAGUCAAUCGUAA
Molecule: messenger RNA, 1131 nt
Organism: Schistosoma intercalatum
Lineage: Eukaryota; Metazoa; Platyhelminthes; Trematoda; Strigeidida; Schistosomatidae
Source: the annotation of a GenBank genome assembly